GCUUGAGCGUGUGGGAUAGCUUGUUACUCGCUCCCGGGUGAUCGUUCCUGGCACUGUAAUCGUCUUGGUCCUCUCUCAGUCAGCAUAUUGAAAGUUCUGCAGUAAAAAGAAUUGCUUAGCAUCCGUCGUUCCAACAUGUUUUCGACUAACGUUCGCGCGACAAAAACAAAGCAUCACCGGCAUCUGCAAUGAUGAUCGUGGAGAUAAGGAAAAUACGACGUCGAAGAUGAUGAUGAUGAUGAUGACGGAAAAAUAAACACAACCAAUUCUCCCCUCAUAAACUUUCCGCUUUACGAGAAAAGAAAAAGAUAAGAUAGAAAAAAAAACUCGAUUUCCCCUACGUUUGUUGAUCGAGAUAGAAUCGCCGCUUGUAUAGAGGAGUCUGCUGGGGAAGAGAUUCCCCAAGACCGAGCCAAGUAGUUCCCCGCCACACUCCUCCACCACCGCAAUGUUUUCCUCGUUGAAAUCUUGUAGUUGGACCCGAAAGAUGGCGGCUCUCGUCCUCCUCCUGUGGACCCACGUGGCGGUUACAGGGGGGACUGUGUCAGAGGAGCCCAGCUUCGUCGAGCCCAUUGAGAAUGUAACAAUCGCUGCUGGGAGGGACGUCAAACUCUCCUGCGUCGUCGACAACCUGGGCACGUACAAGGUCGCAUGGAUAGCCUUCGACAAGUCAGCUAUUCUGACUGUCCAGGACACGUGAUCACGAGGAAUCCCAGGGUGAACGUCACCCACGACGGCCACAGAACCUGGACUCUCCACCUGUCAAGGGUCAACGCCACAGACGCUGGCACCUACAUGUGUCAGGUCAACACCAUCGUAGCCAAGAGCCAGUUUGGCGUUCUCAACGUGGUCGUUCCGCCGAACAUCAUCGACAGCGAGAGUUCGGGGGGGACGUGAUGGUACAAGAAAAGUGCCAACAUCACUCUCACCUGUAGUGCCACUGGUACCCCUACCCCUUCCAUAACAUGGCGGAGAGAAGAUCACUUGGACAUCAACAUCAACAAAACGAUGCAAGUGAGAGAAUACAACGGCGCCCACUUGCCUCUGAACAAGAUAAGUCGGAUGGACAUGGCUGCGUAUCUUUGCAUCGCCCGCAACGGCGUUCCUCCCAUUGUCAGUAAAAGAAUACAAGUCAGCGUCGACUUUCCUCCAAUGAUGAGCAUCCCGCACCAGCUUGUGGGAGCACCUUUAGGAUAUAGUAUCACUCUCGAAUGUACCAUCGAAGCUCAUCCUCCGGCAUUGACUUACUGGACUCUAGGACAGGGGGUCAUGUUACACCAUGGGCGUAAAUACCACAUCAGCGAGAGGGUAGGGGACGUCUCUUAUCGCACCCACAUGAAGCUCACAAUUAAGAGCCUCCGGAAGAACGAGGACUACGGCUCCUACAGAUGCGUUGCCAAAAACUCCCGAGGAGAAACGGAAGGACUCAUCAAAUUAUACGAGACCGAUCCGCCUACACCGGCGCCCACAAGCCCCCCUUCUUACCUGGACAAGCUCUUCAAAGACAUCCACUUCAAGACGAACAGCAUCUCCGGGAAGGGCGAAGACGACAAACUCUUCGGCAACCACUUCGAGGAAGGACCCGACCGGGAGUACUCGGCCGUCGGGAACCAGAUCGAGGAGGAGCACGACCCCUUCCUCAUCGGAGGGGGGGAAGGGGGGAGGACAGGGAGCUCCCACAUGGAGGACAGGGUGAGGACGGAGGAGGAGAGUCGGCUGGAGAGAGGGAGGACUCCAGACGAGGAACAGGGACAAUAUUACACCAAUAUGUUCAACGACUCGCCAGCAGCGGCUCAUCCUUCCAGCGUCUGGCCACUACACCUUCUCUUAACAGUGGGAAUGAUUCGACCCCUUCAUCUGCUCUUGUGAUGGAGAGGGACCUGUCGCAU
Macrobrachium nipponense is the source of this 1889-nucleotide messenger RNA. RefSeq names its product lachesin-like. The transcript is spliced from 11 exons. Gene Ontology annotation, cellular component: neuron projection. NCBI's taxonomy places the organism in Eukaryota, Metazoa, Arthropoda, Malacostraca, Decapoda, Palaemonidae. The record is from RefSeq and is a predicted model, not a curated record. The coding region runs from base 1009 to 1869 and encodes 286 amino acids.